Messenger RNA from Osmia bicornis bicornis, 1915 nucleotides. RefSeq names its product cytochrome P450 4C1-like. The record is from RefSeq and is a predicted model, not a curated record. Gene Ontology annotation, molecular function: heme binding; iron ion binding; oxidoreductase activity, acting on paired donors, with incorporation or reduction of molecular oxygen. Bases 284 to 1810 code for a protein of 508 amino acids. Lineage: Eukaryota; Metazoa; Arthropoda; Insecta; Hymenoptera; Megachilidae. The transcript has 12 exons.
UAUAACUUGAAUUUGAAGCGGAGCUGCUGGUUCAGUAGUACUAUACAAGAUAGGCAGCUAUAAACACCCGACAUUUGUUUAAUGAUUUAAAAAUCGUAACAGAGACGCGUAAAUGUUGUGUUUAAGGGUCAAUUAAAAAAGGAGAGAUCUACAGAAAGUGUUUGUUAAUAAUGCGAUUAAACAUCAUCGAUAAAAUUGACAAGGUUUUCUUGAUGGAAAGUAAAUAAAUGCAAAAAGUGUAUCUUGAAGAAAUAAAAUUAUUGAAAGUAGAUAAUUUUUGAAAAUGAUCGUUGUGAUAUUACUUCUUGUGUUACUCGGAGUUAUUGUACACUUUUUUAUCCUACAUUAUGGGAAACUGGGAAGGAUGAUGAAUUCGAUACCGGGCCCUCAAGCAAUUCCAAUUUUUGGCAAUCUGCUCACUCUUCAGGUUUCGCCACACGAUCUUUGGAAAAUUAUGCGCAAAUUGAGUAAUCAAUAUUAUCCAAUCUAUAGACUAUGGAGUUUUACGAUACCAUUCCUUAAUAUUCGUCACCCGAAUGAUAUUGAGACAAUUCUUGGAAAUCCAAAAUCCAUUCAAAAAAGUGCUGUCUACGAUCUUUUAAAACCUUGGUUCGGCACUGGUCUUCUCACCAGUUCAGGCCGCAAAUGGCAUUUGCGAAGAAAAAUAUUGACUCCUGCAUUUCAUUUCAAUGUACUACGACAAUUUGUUGACGUUUUCAUCGAAGAAUCAGAGCGUAUGAUUAAGAUGCUAAAGAGCGAACAGGGUCCUGUGGUCAAGGAUUUAAUGCCUAUCAUUAGCGAACAUACUCUAAACGUGAUAUGUGAAACUUCGAUGGGAACUUCGUUAAAAGAUAAAGGGGUAUUUCAGUACAAGUACCGGAAAGCUGUGUAUGAUAUGGGACAAGUUCAGGUGUACAGACUUGUAAGACCCUGGUUACAUUAUGAAUUUCUCCUUGCAUGUGUUCCCAAGGGAUGGGAACAAUGUAGACUACUAAAAAUAUUGCAUGGAUUCACGAAGCAGAUUAUUCGAGAACGAAAAGAAUAUCACAAUCAGACCGAUGGUAGAUAUUUAUCUGGAUUUGAUGAUGACUCAAGCGGACAAAAAGACAUGGGAAUUCAUAAAAGAAGACUCGCUAUGCUUGAUCUUUUGAUAGCAGCGCAUCGAAACAAUCAAAUAGACGAUGAAGGUAUCCGGGAAGAAGUAGAUACGUUUAUGUUUAGGGGACACGAUACCACAGCGAUGAGUAUUUGCUUCACUAUAUUGCUUCUUGCUGAACAUAAAGAGAUACAGGAACGUGCUAGGAUCGAAGUGAAUCGAGUUAUGGAAGAAAACGAAGGGAAAAUGACAAUGUCCGCUUUUCAGAAUCUUUCAUAUUUGGAAAGGUGUAUCAAAGAGUCUCUACGACUUUAUCCAAGUGUACCUUUCAUAUCCCGCGCACCGGAAAUGGACAUGAAACUAAGUAAUUAUGUCGUACCUGCCGAUACCGUAGUCCAUCUACAUAUUGCCGAUGUUCAUAGGGAUCCAAAAUAUUGGCCAAAUCCAGAUGUGUUUGAUCCAGAUAGAUUUCUGUCAGAAAAUAUGCAUGGACGACAUCCUUACUCUUAUGUACCUUUUAGCGCUGGUCCACGAAAUUGUAUAGGACAACGAUUUGCUAUGUUGGAACUAAAAGCGACAAUAGGACUUCUCUUACACAAUUUUUAUCUGGAGCCUGUAGACUAUUUAAAGGAUAUUACCAUCACCACGGACCUGGUUAUACGCCCGGCUCAUCCGAUUCGGACGAAAUUUAUUCCUAUUGAGACUACCUGUUAAUAUUCACCUAAUUUUACUCCUAUUAUACAAAUAGAUCUAUCUAUUGUGUUUACGAUGUGAAACGGUCAAUACAGGUUAAAAUAAAUACAUAGCUUUUCUUACAAA